Molecule: messenger RNA, 3838 nt
Organism: Candidula unifasciata
Lineage: Eukaryota; Metazoa; Mollusca; Gastropoda; Stylommatophora; Geomitridae
Source: the annotation of a GenBank genome assembly
AUGAUUGUGUUUGAAGCCUAUGUUACCCCAAGUCCAUCAAUAACCACCAGUGCAAUUACUGUACCAACAACCUCCAGUACAAGUACUUUGCCAACAACCCCAGGAUCUACUGCUACCCCUUACUGUGAGCCACUCAAGUCUUCACUGUGCUCAAACUUUGGCUAUACUAAAACUACCUUUCCAAAUCUUUGGGGAGACAAGAGUGCUGAAGAGGCUAACAAAACAUACUACAGUGUUGCAGAAAGAUCAGUGUCAUCAGGGUGCUCACCCAACAUAUUGUUCUAUGUGUGCAGUGCACUUUUUCCAUCUUGUGAAGGAGACGGGGAAGUCAAGUUUCCUUGUACUUCAUUCUGUGCAGAAGUGAAUGAAAGCUGCCCAUUGUUGUUUCACCAGAACUGUGAUCGCAUUUCUGACCCAAGACUUGACCACUGCGUAAAGCCACCACCCAAAAUUACAUGCCAAGCCACUGAAUUUGCAUGCAUCAACAUCAAUAAAUGUGUACCUAAGAGUGCUGUGUGCAACAAGGUUAAUGAUUGUGGUGACUGGUCUGAUGAAAGACAGUGUGACUGCCACCCUGAGUUUGAGAUUCAGUGUGCUAUGGGACUGUGCGUGCCUAGUUACUACAGAUGUGAUCAGCAGGUUCAGUGUCCUGACAGCAGUGAUGAGGUUGGCUGUGAAUGUGAGAAGAACCAAUAUAAAUGUGAAGGUGGACCAUGUAUUAUGCCAGAAUGGCUCUGUGAUGGACAAAAAGACUGCCCUAAAGAGGACGAUGAAGGCUACUGUCACAACUGUUCGGUGGACCAGUUCAUGUGUGUGGACUUCUCUUGUAUUCCAAGUGCUGAAGAGUGUGAUGGAAUUCCUCAGUGUGCUGAUCACACUGAUGAGAUGAACUGCAUUUUCAAGACCGAACCAAACUCUGCCUUUUUCAUCAAGUCUGAUGGUGAUGUUAUAGAAGUAUGCACAGAUGGUUUCACAGAUGCACAUGGAGACACUGCUUGUCUGAAAAUGGGAGAAAUAUCCCUAAAAAACUGGACAAGUGUGGCAGGUCAUGGUCCGAGUUUUUUCCAGUUAGAUCCAAAUGGAGACCACAUGUCUGUAAUCGGCAAAGGAAAGAGUGUCAAAAGGUGUUCAGGGAACGUUGUGGCCGUUGAGUGCAACACUAAAGAGUGCGGUCAUCCAUUAGAAAACUUGCCAUCCUUCAUUAUCAACGGUCAAGAUGCACUGCCUGGAGCAUGGCCCUGGUUGGUCUCUGUGCGCAAAUAUACCCUGCAUCAGUGUGGUGGAGCCAUUAUACACCCAUACUUCAUUCUCACUGCUGCACAUUGCAUUGAGUCUAGCAUGGACUUCACACACAUGUGGAUCGCAGCUGGCACUUUAAGAUUGUCUCAACUGGGACCUCAUGGACAGAUGAAGAAAAUCCGGCGUGUCAUCACAUACCCAGGAUACAAGCAGUUGGAGGGAAAUGAUAUAGCCCUGCUGGAGCUAGCUGAACCCUUGAAGUACAAUGACUACAUUAAACCCUUGUGCUUUCCAGAGAAAGGGGAUGUGUUUACCAGAGCCAACCGCUGCUACAUUGCUGGCUGGGGGCACACAAAAGGUGUUCAAGGAGAAACUUCAGAACACCAGCAAGAGACAAAACUGACAUUGUGGGAUACAACAAAAUGCAACAGCAGCUUUGUGUGGAAUGGUCGUGUACAGCAGAGUGAAAUGUGUGCAGGAUAUUUUAAUGGUCUUGUGGCUGCUUGCUCAGGUGACAGUGGCAGUCCAGUUGCCUGUCAGGAUGAAACAAAGACUUGGAAAGUUGUUGGUGUGGCCAGUUAUGUUUACAAAACAUGCAGUGUGGCCACCAAGCCUCUAGUGUUCACUGAUACCAGCCUGUACAUUGAUUGGAUCAAUAAUCACACAGUAUGCCAGUUUACUUGUGGUGAUGGAAUAUGCCUGUUUGACAAGAAAAUGCUGUGCGACACUGUGGCUGACUGCAAAGACAAAAGUGAUGAAAUUGAUCUUUGUGAUGUCUCAGCAAACUGCAGUUUCACAGAAAAAUUUGUAUGUGGAUAUCAGUCUAAAUGGCAGUUGACCUCAAGUCGGGGGACUGAUUCUGACAAUCGCUUUCCAUUAUUUGAUCACACCAUUGGCAAUUUUCGAGGAAUGUAUUUGCUUGGAAACAGUCGAGGGGAUGACCUCAUAAGCCCACGCAUUGAUAUCAAUACUUCCCAUUGCAUGCGGUUCCAUUAUCACAUGAGGGGAAGAGUAGAUCAAGGAAUGGCCGUGUCUGCUCACAGUCUGGACCGUAAGCAAUGGAAUACUGUAUGGAAUGUAGAACAGACCAUAGGUCCUGAUCGCUGGUUAAUGGGAAUGUUCGACCUGGCACCUGGUAAUUAUGAUGUUGUUUUCCGCCCCCAUGACAAUCGUCGAUUUGCUUUAGAUGACAUGUGGCUCAUUGAAGGAAAAUGUGAAAAAUUGGACUGCUUUCCUGGUGAAUUCAUGUGUCUAACUUUUGAAGCCAAGAACUGUCUCCCCGUUGCUUCAAGGUGUAACAUUGUCGUCGAUUGUGAUAACGGUGAAGAUGAGGCUGAUUGUGCAGCACCAGCAGUCUACACAUGUGACUUUGAGAAUGGCAACAUUUGUUCUCUAGAGCAGCACACUGACGACACAACUAUCAGUGAAUGGAUCAUGACCAACUCCAGCAACACACCAUACCAUAUGCCAGAUCACACAUUUGGAAAUGCUUCAGGCACUCUUUUGAAGGUCAAAACAGAGGCGUUACUUCCAAGGGACCAAAUUUUUAUGUCUCAGCAGCUAAACCUCAGAAACAUGGAACAUUGCCUCCAAUUCUUUUAUGCAUUAACUUCUCCUGUCACACUACAGAUAACACUGGAAUGGGAAAAUAAGCUCAAGAAUUUAAUCAAGAUGACAAACCGCAGGACUAAUGGUUGGCUUGCAACACAAGCUACCCUGCCUGCUAUUGGUCAGACAAAGUUUGCCACAUUAACAUAUGCUGUGAUUGGUGGGACUCUGGGACAUUGGGUUGAGGAGCAAGCAAUUAUGCUCGAUGAUAUUACCAUAACACCUGGCAGCUGUCCACCUUUCAUUUGUCCUGCUGGUUUUCUGCUGUGUGAGGAUGAAGCUUACUGUGUGAGUCAGGACAAGAUCUGUGACAGACAGAUAGAUUGCAGCAGAAGUACUGACGAAAACCAUUGUGAAUGCACUGAGUCAGAGUUCAAAUGCCCUAAUGGUCCAUGUAUUCCUAAGGAGAAGAUGUGUGACUUGACUAGGCAUUGUCCUGAUGGAAGUGAUGAAGGCACAAUUUGUGAUGUGAAAAACUCUGUAAGCUGUGACUUUGAGGAUGCAUUUUUGUGUGGAUAUAAAGUGAAUACAUCACAAACUGUUUUUCACUGGGCACAUGCUAGAGGCAAAACUGGAGAUGCAUACACUGGGCCCAGCUCUGACCACACAUCCAUUGUUAAUGACAUGUUGAAUGGUCACUAUGUUAUUGCCGACAGUCAGCUUCAUGGCAACUACUCAUCACUGGAGUCCAUCCCUUUUGUUUCAACUGGAACUGGGCUUGAAUUUUAUUACCACGCCUGGUAUUUUCUGACGUCUGAACUGAUGACAGGGCGACUUUUACUGAUUGUCACAUUCAAGGAUAACGGAACUCAGAUUCAACUUUGGUCUGCUGAACCAAAUAAUCAAGAUGUUUGGAAAUUUGUGUGUCUGGACUUACCUCUUGGAAACAUCAGUAUCUCAUUCGUUGCUCAUCGUGGCUCAAGUUUUCGUGCUAACAUUGCAGUAGAUGAUAUCCUACUCUUGGAUACCAACUGUAGCAACUCUCAUACUG